Lycium barbarum (goji berry) is the source of this 2550-nucleotide messenger RNA. Its product is annotated as protein THALLO. Gene Ontology annotation, cellular component: small-subunit processome; nucleolus. Gene Ontology annotation, biological process: maturation of SSU-rRNA from tricistronic rRNA transcript (SSU-rRNA, 5.8S rRNA, LSU-rRNA). The coding region runs from base 158 to 2128 and encodes 656 amino acids. Lineage: Eukaryota; Viridiplantae; Streptophyta; Magnoliopsida; Solanales; Solanaceae. The transcript is spliced from 16 exons. The record is from RefSeq and is a predicted model, not a curated record.
ACACAAUAGGUACUCAAUCUUUGCCUACUACUGGCCGUCACAACUCUCACUUCCCUUUGAAAGCCAUUGAAACUCUCUUUAUUUUCUUAAAACAAUUCUCUUGAAAAUAAAGGGUUUAAUCUUUUUAGGGUUUUAGCUUAAACCCUUUGCCUAAAAAAUGGGAAAGAAAUCAGGGAAGUUCAAGAAGAAGGAAAACAACCCUCCAAAAAAAUCAAAACUUGAUUUUUACAAUGAAGAUGAUGAUAUGAUGAAUGAUGCUAUUGAUGCCUUUCAUGAAAAGAGAGAUAUCAUUCCACUGAAUGUUAAUGAAGAUUCUGCGGAGUCGGAUGAGGAUAAUGAGCAUCCCGUGUAUGAUCUUAAGGAGGAUGAAGACGAGGAGGAUGAAGACGACAACGACGACUUUGAUGAUGCUAAACUUACUGGCCUUGGUGCUAAAAUUGCAAGGACACAGAAAUAUUUAAAAGCUACUAUGGGUGGGGUUGAAGAUGAAAUGCAUGAUGAAGCUGAAGAGGAAAAAGAAGAGAGGCCUCUGUGGGGAAGAGGAAAGAAUAUCUAUUAUCAACAGAAGGAGAAUGUUGAGGUAGAUUCGAGUGAUGAGGACCUUAUCGCCGAGGAGGAGGCAGAGGUGUUGAGAAUGCAGCAGAAAAAAGCCAAAUCCUUAUCUGCAGCAGAUUUUGGUAUUGAAGAUGAUGAAGAACCCACAUUUGAGGAAAUUUUGGCCCAAGGAAAACCUGGAUCAGCAGUUUCUGCAGAUGGAGAAGCCAAAAAUGAAGCUGGCAUGGCUUAUGAGGAAGUGCAGAAGGAUUUGAAUGCAUUGACAAAAGAAGAGCAAAUGGAUGUUGUCUAUAGUUCUGCACCUGAAUUGGUUGGUUUGCUGUCUGAGCUUGGUGAAGCGCUUGAGGAGCUUGAUAACAAAGUUAAUCCCCUAUGCAACAAGAUUAAUGGAGAGAUUAUGGUAAAAGGCGGGAUGCACUACAUUGAGGUGAAGAAGCUGCUUUUGCUGUCAUAUUGCCAAGCUAUCACCUUCUAUCUUCUUCUCAAAUCUGAGGGACAACCAGUGCGUGAUCAUCCAGUCAUUUCACGCUUGGUGGAGAUCAAGAAUCUGAUGAAUAAGAUGAAAGAACUUGAUGGAAACCUUCCUUCUGAACUAGAAGACUUUAUGCACAAGAAUGUUGAUAAUGUAACUGGUGUAAAGUUGGCGGGAAGGAACUUGGAUUCUGAACCUCUCCCCAUUAACAAGCCUUCUGUGGCAUCAACUGAUAUUCAAGAAAAAGAGCCUCAUGAAGCUGAGUUGGUGGAGGCAAAUGGUUUAAAGAGUCAACGGAAAAACGAUUCAAAACGCAAACGUAAGGACGAUCAAGUUGGUAUCCAAAGCAUGGAAAUGUUAAAAGUGAGAGCUGCCCUUGAGGAAAAAUUGAAGCACACAGGUGUCUUAAGUUCCAUUGCACAUAAACAUGAAAAACAAAACAAGCGCUCGCGACUACUGAAUGGAUCGUUGGCAACACCUGAUGAUUUUGAUGAUGAUGCCAUGGGUGCUGGAGAUGAUCGUGAGACACGAAGUAUAAACAAGCUGUCUAGGCUUGUAACUCCUCAAGUAGCAAGACCGAAGGUAAUAUCUGGUGAUGAUGAUUUACCAAAACGGGAUGACAUUGGAGAAAGGAGAAGAAAGCAUGAAAUGAGAGUUCUAGCUGGAGCUGGGGUUGAACCUUUUGAUGAUGUCAAAGAUGAGCCUGGUGACCAUGCAAGUGAUGAUGUUGGUGCUACUUCUGACGAUAGUGAAAUGGACUCAGAUUUGGAAUACUACAGAGAAGCCGAAAAGCAACAUUCAGCUAAGGUUGCUGCUAAAGAAAAGAUGUAUUCCAGAUCCCCAGCUAUGCCGUUAGAGCCAGAAAAUCUUCUGGAUGGGAAGCGCCAGAUAAAUGUCCAGAUGGAGAAAAACAGGGGCCUUACUCGUAAUCGUAAGAAGCAAGAUAAAAAUCCUAGGAAGAAAUACAGGGGGAAACAUGAGAAGGCUCAGAAACGUAGGGAAGGACAAGUUCGGACAAUUAAGAAACCAAAAGGUCCUUAUGGUGGAGAAGAUACAGGAAUUAAUGCUGGUGUUAGUCGAAGUAUCCGAUUUAAGGGGUAAGUUCUCAGCUUGCCCACAGGGCUUUGGUCUAGUGGUAAGAGCUCUUCAUGUCUUGAGUUCGAAUGCUCCCACAAACAAAAGCUUGGCAUUUAAGUGGAGAAAGGUAGCCGAACCUUGCAUCACACUGGUCCACGGGGAUUUAUCAGUUAUGGAAAAAAAAAAGUUUGCGUUUCUACACCUCGAGUAUAAGAGAUGGUAUUCUCUUUUUCAGGAAGUCCUUUUUCUGGUGUGGUUAAACUGUAGUCUUUUUCGUCGUCCUUCCAAUUUUGUUCCCCUGGAAAAGGGGAGUGAUAUAAGAUGAAUGUGAACUGCUUCUGUUUCUUUAUUUAAGUUUUUUAAUUGUCUAUCUCGUAUUGGUCUCAGCUUACAUAUAAUUGUAAUGGCUAGCUUAUAAUUUUCUCAAGCAAUAUUUUGCAAUUAAA